This is a messenger RNA of Cheilinus undulatus (humphead wrasse), 5574 nucleotides long. It is a transcript of the gene epha4l, whose product is annotated as eph receptor A4, like. Gene Ontology annotation, molecular function: ATP binding; transmembrane-ephrin receptor activity; protein binding. The coding region runs from base 113 to 3082 and encodes 989 amino acids. Lineage: Eukaryota; Metazoa; Chordata; Actinopteri; Labriformes; Labridae. Gene Ontology annotation, biological process: axon guidance; negative regulation of axon extension; protein phosphorylation. Gene Ontology annotation, cellular component: plasma membrane; neuron projection. The record is from RefSeq and is a predicted model, not a curated record. The transcript is spliced from 18 exons.
AGAGAGAGAGGGAAAGAGAGAGAGAGUGUGUGUGAGCGAGAGAGAGAGAGAGUAGGAUCUGGGAGAGGAGCAACGAAAGAAAAAGAGGAGAGAAAACGGAACAACGACACAAAUGGCACUCAUGGCAGGGAUUUUGUUCGCGGUCACCUUUCUUGUUUUGGGAAUUUCUACAUUUGUUUCGCCUGCACGGAUAUACCCCCCAAAUGAAGUCACGUUAUUGGACUCCAGAUCCGUGCAGGGGGAGCUGGGAUGGGUCGCCAACCCGACAGAAGGAGGGUGGGAGGAAGUGAGCAUUAUGGAUGAAAAGAACAUUCCCAUCCGGACGUACCAGGUGUGUAAUGUCAUGGAGCCAAACCAGAACAACUGGCUCCGCACUGACUGGAUCCCCCGAGGCGGAGCUCAGCGUGUCUACAUUGAGAUCAAGUUCACCCUCCGAGACUGCAAUAGCCUCCCAGGGGUCAUGGGAACCUGCAAGGAGACCUUCAAUCUUUACUACUACGAGUCCAACAACGACAAGGAGCGAUACAUCCGUGAGAACCAGUUUGGCAAGAUCGAUACCAUUGCUGCAGAUGAGAGCUUCACUCAAGUGGACAUCGGCGACCGCAUCAUGAAGCUGAACACAGAAGUUCGGGAUGUGGGGGCGCUGACCCGCAAGGGUUUCUAUCUGGCCUUCCAGGAUGUUGGAGCAUGCAUCGCGCUUGUGUCCGUCAGGGUCUUUUAUAAGAAAUGUCCUUUGGCAGUGCGUAACUUGGCCCAGUUUCCUGAUACCAUCACUGGAGCCGAUACCUCCUCACUUGUGGAAGUUCGUGGCUCAUGCGUGGAUAAUUCAGAGGAGAAGGAGGUUCCAAAAAUGUACUGCGGGGCUGACGGAGAAUGGCUGGUGCCCAUUGGGAAUUGCUUGUGUAACCCUGGAUAUGAGGAGCGCAAUUCAGAAUGCCAAGCUUGCAAGAUUGGUUACUACCGAGCUCUGGCCACUGAUGGCUCCUGCUCCAAGUGUCCGCUGCACAGCUACUCUGUCAGGGAAGGAUCCACCUCCUGUGUCUGCGACAAGGGAUACUUCCGCUCUGAAACUGAUCCUGCGUCCAUGCCCUGCACUCGCCCUCCGUCAGCACCCGUCCACCUCAUCUCCAACGUGAACGAGACCUCAGUAAACCUGGAGUGGAGCCCGCCCCGGAGCUCAGGAGGACGCCAGGACUUGACAUACAAUGUGGUGUGUAGGCGCUGCGGGCCCGACGGCCGGCGCUGUCAGCCCUGCGGUAACGGCAUCCAAUUCAGCCCCCAGCAGCUGAGUCUGAAGGGAACCAGGGUGUCCAUCAACGAGCUGCAGGCGCACACCAACUACACCUUCGAGGUGUGGGCGGUGAACGGAGUCUCGCCUCAGAGCCCCGGGCCGGAACAGGCCGUGUCUGUAACUGUCACCACCAACCAGGCCGCUCCCUCGCCAGUGACUUCCAUCCAAGCUAAGGAUAUAACAAGACACACCAUUUCACUGGCCUGGCAACCACCGGAAAAAGCAAACGGGGUCAUCCUGGAGUAUGAGGUCAAGUACUACGAGAAGGACCAAAAUGAAAGAAGCUAUAGGAUCAUUAAAACGUCAUCAAGGAACACUGAGAUUAAGGGUCUCACCCCGCUUACGUCCUAUGUCUUCCAUGUGCGCGCUCGCACGGCUGCAGGUUAUGGGGACUUCAGCGCUCCAUUCGAGUUCAUGACCAACUCUGUCCCAGCUCCCAUUAUAGGUGAUGGGGCCAACUCCACAGUGUUACUGGUGUCAGUGGUGGGCAGCGUGGUCCUCCUCAUCAUCCUCAUCAGCGCUUUCGUCAUCAGCAGGAGAAGGAGUAAGUACAGCAAGGCCAAGCAGGACUCUGACGAAGAGAAGCACUUACAUCAAGGAGUGAGAAUCUACGUUGACCCCUUUACCUACGAGGACCCAAACCAAGCCGUGCGGGAGUUUGCCAAAGAGAUCGACGCCUCCUGUAUCAAGAUUGAGAAAGUUAUUGGCAUCGGGGAGUUUGGAGAAGUCUGCAGCGGCCGACUGAAGAUGCCGGGCAAGAGGGAGAUCUGUGUGGCCAUCAAGACCCUGAAGGCUGGCUACACGGACAAACAGAGGAGGGACUUCCUGUCCGAGGCCAGCAUCAUGGGCCAGUUUGACCAUCCGAACAUCAUUCACCUGGAAGGCGUGGUCACCAAAUGUAAGCCAGUGAUGAUUAUCACCGAGUACAUGGAAAACGGAUCUCUGGAUGCAUUCCUGAGGAAGAAUGACGGUCGCUUCACUGUGAUCCAGCUGGUCGGUAUUCUGCGCGGCAUUGCGUCCGGGAUGAAGUACCUGUCAGACAUGAGCUACGUUCACCGUGACCUGGCGGCUCGCAACAUCCUGGUCAACAGCAACCUUGUGUGCAAGGUGUCCGACUUCGGCAUGUCACGGGUGCUGGAGGACGACCCCGAGGCUGCCUACACCACCAGGGGAGGGAAGAUCCCCAUCCGCUGGACGGCCCCGGAGGCCAUCGCUUACAGGAAGUUCACCUCAGCCAGUGACGUGUGGAGCUACGGCAUCGUCAUGUGGGAGGUGAUGUCAUAUGGCGAGAGACCAUACUGGGACAUGAGCAACCAAGACGUGAUCAAGGCUAUCGAUGAGGGCUAUCGGCUGCCCCCGCCCAUGGACUGCCCUGUCGCGCUUCACCAGCUCAUGCUGGACUGCUGGCAGAGAGAACGAGCCGACCGGCCUAAGUUUGGACAGAUUGUCAACAUGCUGGACAAGCUGAUCCGCAAUCCCAACACCCUGAAGAGGACCGGGGGAGAGACGGCUGUCAGGCCUAACACCACCCUGCUAGAGCCAGGGACCCCCGAGGCGACCUCGUCCGUGGGUACAGUGGAGGACUGGCUGCAGGCCAUCGGCAUGGAGAGAUACAGCGACAACUUCACCGCUGCUGGAUAUACCACUCCAGAGGCUGUAGUCCACAUGACACAAGAGGACAUGGCUCGCAUAGGCAUCUCCUCGGCAGCACAUCAGAACAAGAUCCUGACCAGUGUCCAGGGAAUGCUGUCUCAAAUGCAACAGAUGCAAGGCAGAAUGGUUCCCGUCUGAGAUUUAAACAAAGAAAAAAGAGGAAAAGGAAGCAGCGUGACUUCGUUUCUUAUGAAAAAAUAAAUAAACAACAAAAAAGAUUAAAUAUAAAAAAGAGACAAAUAAACUAUGAAGAAAUAGUUUACCUCAUCCAUGCACUUUAAAUUGGAUUUAAAAGAAAAGAAGACGUAGAAGAAAAAAGUGAUGAAAAUGGCACUUUUUUGAAAUCAGACCUUUACCUUGCUCUUUCUGUGUUGUUUUGGAAAAUGGGACGCUUGGUGUGCACGAUAGACGGAGGGACGGCUGGAAAAGUGCUUCUGAAAGGCCAAUCUGGAGUGCCUUUAACGGUAUGGAAAGAAAAGCGAAGGAGGGAGGGAAUCAUAUCUUUCUUCCUCCUCUUGGGUAGAGUGUUUUUUCUGGAAAGUUCUAUCUGGAAUAAUCCGCGGAGCAGAUUUUUUUGAUUUCUUGUGACUGCGUUUAUUGUACAUGAAUUGUGACUGCAGGACUUGCAGGCUGCAGCGGCCACCAUUGUUCCCUCUCAGCUGGAUCUGUUUGAUAUCUCACAGUGAAAACGGAGGAUCCUGACGGCCGUGUAUAAACAGUGAACCUCUGAAAGGUUGAGGGUUGGAUUCCGAGAGGAAACGGCGUUUCAUGGGGGGCUUAUUUGUGUUUUUGGCUCUGUUCUGGCCUUGUUUUUUCUCCCAGAACGCUCUCCUUUGUUGCCCUCAGGAUGUUGCUGUGAGUGCUUUUGAUCUUCCAGAGGAUUCAUUCCACUCCCUUGUCUUCCUCCCCAAAAAUAAAUGCCCUCCUACACCUCAGAUAAACACAAUAUGGAUUCUUCCAUCCAGCUCCACAUGUGAAAGAGAGCCCCUCCCCCCGUGCUAAAGCAAGACCCUCCAAUUAUCCUCGACGAUUACAUCAGCCUCAUCAAUUGGACGCAAAUCUGACGGAGUUUAUUCAUGGGAUUUUUUUGGACAAAAGGAUGCAACAAAGACAAAAUUGGUGCACAAUGAAACAGUUUCAUCAUCAUCAUGGAGAAAAUCAACAAGAAAAUUAUUCAGGGGAUUAAUCAACCCGUCAUCAAGCUGCUGCCGUCCAUCCUGAUGGGUCCCAGCCUCGCUCGCCAUGAUCCAGAUUCCUCCUCGGCUUCCUCUUUUGUCUUCCCCCUACGACGCUGAGGUGACAGAUCCAUCCCUGACUGUCAUUGCGAUGCGUCACCUUUACAAACCCCACGUGCUUGUGGCCACCCAGAAAUCUACUGGAAUUCCUGUGAAUGAUUUUACAGCAUCAUUAAAAAGAGACAAUAAGAAGAAUGUAAUAUAAUCAAGAAGGCCUGCUCCAGCGGCAAAUGUACUUUUAUUUUCAAAAGUUUCAUUUCAUUUGUGACUUUUUUAUUGUUUUGUUCUGUUUGCAUGUAAAGUAACAAACGUUUGAUUUGAGCGUGCGAAUGUGAUUGAAUGUGGAUGUGUGUAUGGGUGAUGUCUUUGAAGUACUAUCAGUAAUUGUGUCUGCUUUCAUGCCGCUGCGGAGAAGGAGAUUACAGAGAUGUAUUGUUUUUGACAUAAAAAAAGAAAAACAGGACUUUUUUGCUUCAAGUCCUUUAAAAAAAAAAAGAAAUGUAAAACUGUCGCUCCAGUCGUGCGAACUCUACUCAGUAACAGCAUUUAUACAACCGCUUUCUGGAAUGAAGCCCAUUUCCACGUUGGCCGCGACCACGACUUGCAAAUGGACACAUGGAAAGCAUGAACACCCUCCUGAGUUUGGACUCUUUGAGCUCCUGAAAGGUCAAGGAGGAAAUGUGGGAACUAUCUCUCUCCUAGUGGAAGUGGAAGCAGUUAAAUGAUGCAUAUAACGGAUCAGAAGUGUGAUAAAAACGGUGUUUAAGAAGGGAAAAGCAUUGGUUCCUUUUAUUUUCCAGAGCACAUCAUACAGCUACAGGUUUAACCCAAUGGACGCUAUUCUUUUUCACCCUUUCUCUCUUCAAAAUCUACUUAUGUGAAUGUUUUGAGCUUGUAAGUGACGCUUCAUAUAAUACAGAAACACCUCCGUCCUUAAAACAGCUGUACUGCUCUCUCCCUUUCUUCAGUUCUUCUUUUGGGUUUUAUCUUUCGACAAAAGGACCUGUAUGGAAAUAUGCAAGACAUGUUGGGAAGGAGAAGGAAACCAGAAUGUACUGUAAAAUACUUUUUUCCUUUACUUAAAUGUUGGACAAUUUAAAAAAUGAAAAAGAAAAAAAAAAAAAACAACAAAGCAAGAGUUAAUGUUUGUCAUUGUAUGCCUUCCGAUGCCAUAUGAUCUAGUCAUGUAGAUCUAACAUUCAAUCUUUUUUGUACAUUUGUUUUUGACAUGAUCAUGUUUUUUUGGCCUUGUUUUUUGUUUUAUUUUGUUUUUGUCAAGGAGAUCUAGGUACAUGUAACUUAUGUCAUUUAUUUAUGUCCUUUUAUAUCUAGUUUGUAAAAUAAUAGCCUAAAGUGAAGAAAAAUAAAGGGGUGCCAAAGUGCAUUCUUAAUAAA